Molecule: messenger RNA, 438 nt
Organism: Haliotis rubra (blacklip abalone)
Lineage: Eukaryota; Metazoa; Mollusca; Gastropoda; Lepetellida; Haliotidae
Product: excitatory amino acid transporter 3-like
Exons: 3
Coding region: 1-438 (145 amino acids)
Biological process (GO): L-glutamate transmembrane transport
Cellular component (GO): plasma membrane
Molecular function (GO): neutral L-amino acid transmembrane transporter activity; glutamate:sodium symporter activity; L-glutamate transmembrane transporter activity
Source: RefSeq, a predicted model, not a curated record
AUGGCUAUUUGGAUCGACCAAGCCCUGGUUUGUCUUCGCAAACACAUGUUGCUUUUUGCUACCGUCAUCGCUGUGGUUCUCGGAUUUACGAUCGGACUGCUCUGCCGUCAGUUGAAACCUUCCCCAAAGGUCAUCAUCCUCAUCUCAUUCCCAGGGGAGAUAUUUCUACGGCUGAUGAAGAUGCUGAUUCUGCCCUUGAUAGUUUCCAGCAUCAUUACUGGUCUUGCUAACCUCAAUAAUAAAUCAGCCAGUAAGAUUGGCUUAUAUACCAUUGUCUACUACAUCAGUACCACAGUAUUGGCAACAAUCAUUGGCCUCAUCCUCGUUCUCACCAUCAGACCAGGGGACGUUGCCAACAACAACGUCAUGUCUGUCAGGUCAUCAGGGGGUGCCCCAUCAGCUUCAGCUCUAGACGUGUUCCUGGAUUUAGUCAGGUAA